AUGAAGAAGCGUUAUGUCGACGCCAGCCGGCUGCGGAAGAUGAAAAAGAUCAAAAUAACGGAGAAGCUGUCCGAGAGUGCUUACACCUUUCUGAAGUUUAUGAUGCUGUGGACUCUGGUGCUCCUGGCAGAUUUUAUACUGGAGUUUAGACUGGAGUACCUGUGGCCAUGUUGGCUGUUCUUUGGGAGUGUAUACACCACUUUCCACUGCCACGGAUUGGUGAUCUGUGUUGUGUUUGUUUGUGCUGCCUUCACUCUUGACAUCUUCUGCUUGAUUUUUGUCCCAUUGCACUGGCUGUUCUUUGUGGCCAGCACCUAUGUUUUAUUCAAUUACAUAUGGCACACGGAGAAAGGCAUCUGCAUAUCUACAGUGUCCCUGUGGAUUCUGCUUGUGUAUACAGAGGCCUCACUUCGACUCAAAGACAUGAAAAACUCCCAUGCAAACCUCUCCCAUCUCUUUGCAGCACACUGGCUUGAGCAGGAGCUCCGCAGGCUCAAGACAGAGCUGCAGGGAAGCAGGCAGAGCGAGCAGGAGCUGCGAAGCCACAUUUGCAAUGUGACCAACAGUGAGAGGAGCUUGAGACCGGAGGUGUCACUGCUCAGACAGUCCAACAUGCUGCUCCAAAGCAAGAUUCUGUGUCUGACCAAAACCAAGCAGAGGGACAAACAGACCAGCGCGGUGUUGGAGAAGAAGACCAGAGCAGAGACAGAGGCCAGACUCUCCAUUGAGAAACAGCUGGCUGAGCUUCAGGCUCAGAAACUGGAGGAGGCGGCUAGCUCAGCACGAAGCCUAGCAAACAGGCAGGAACACUGUGAAACCCAAAUGUUAAGGAAAAGAGUUAAAGAUCUAGAGACAGAGUACAAACAACUACAGCUGGAGUUUCAAGUGAAAGAGGGUCGUGUGGUAGAUCUAGAGAGUGAUGUUGAGGCUCUGCAGAAAUACCGCUGUGUGGAGCAAGACACGGACAUGCUGCUGUCCACUCUGUCGGCCCUGCAGGAGAAGGCUCAGCAUCUGGAGUACAACCUGAGCGCUGAGACCCGCAUCAAACUGGACCUGUUCUCUGCCCUCGGAGAUGCCCGCAGACAGCUGGAAAUCGCACAAGGUAAAGUGAUGAGGCAGGACCGGGAGAUCUGCGAGAUGAAGAAGAAGAUCGCCGAGGUCAUGGCCGUCAGCCCCGGCGUGUCCUACGUGUCUGCGCCGGCCCCGGUGCCCCAGUACCUCACCAAGCUCCUCAACACGGAGCGCUACACGCUCAACCCCCGAGCUCUCAUGUACCAGUGUCUGAAGAAAUAG
Lampris incognitus (smalleye Pacific opah) is the source of this 1293-nucleotide messenger RNA. RefSeq names its product macoilin-1. Gene Ontology annotation, cellular component: rough endoplasmic reticulum membrane. The transcript is spliced from 9 exons. The coding region runs from base 1 to 1293 and encodes 430 amino acids. NCBI's taxonomy places the organism in Eukaryota, Metazoa, Chordata, Actinopteri, Lampriformes, Lampridae. The record is from RefSeq and is a predicted model, not a curated record. Gene Ontology annotation, biological process: neuronal signal transduction.